Archocentrus centrarchus (flier cichlid) is the source of this 1698-nucleotide messenger RNA. RefSeq names its product tumor suppressing subtransferable candidate 4 (gene tssc4). The record is from RefSeq and is a predicted model, not a curated record. The coding region runs from base 185 to 1045 and encodes 286 amino acids. NCBI's taxonomy places the organism in Eukaryota, Metazoa, Chordata, Actinopteri, Cichliformes, Cichlidae. The transcript is spliced from 3 exons.
CACUGAGGCUGGCUGAGAAGCAGCGACGGAGGCCCCGGUGUUGUGUUGUGUGGGGGUGCAGACGCAGUGAGAAAGUGGUGGUGGAGUUGUGUACACAACCAGCGAGUCCGCAGCCCAGUAAACAUAGCGUGGACACCAAUCAGAAGGUUCUUGAUGUAGCCAAGUGGAGAGCGUUGGUGUGAAGAUGUGUGAUCAGAGACCUGUCAGUAAGCACAGUCAUAUGAUGAACAGUGAUGAUGUGGACGAGCUGUCAGACAGCGACAACUCUGAGCCUGAAGAACAACCCAGCAGAGCUCCCUUUGACCCAGACCUGGACCACGAUGAUGAUGAUGACAGUGAUGGUGAUGAGUUGUGUGCAACAGUGCCUGUUAACACAGUUCCGAGUUCAUUCAGUCUGAGCGGAGGGAGCUCAGCCUUCUCAGACCGCAGCCACAGCAUCUUUGACUGCCUGGACAGUAUUGACCGGCAGACUUUGUCCUCACUAAAUCAGAACCCUGUUACAGACAAACCCCCGCUUUACACUCAAAAGACAAACCAUCCUCCAUCCAUCUGUCCCACACCACCAAAGAAGAGAGGAGUCCCAGACUACUUGGUGCAUCCUGAGCGAUGGACACAUUACAGUCUGGAGGAUGUGAGUGAGACCAGUGAUCAGGACAACAGCAGGGUGGCCCAUCAGUUCCUGGCCAGUCUGGCACAAGAGGCAAAAGCUGAUUCCCCCUGUGACAUCCAGCAGAAGGUGAUGUUCUCCAGACCCAAGCGACUGCCGAAGGAACAAGCUGCUGAACAGCUGUCUCCUGUGAGAACAAAGAGGAUGCAUCUGAGUCACCUAGUGGAGGAGGAUGAGGGUGAAGAGGCAGAAGGACGGAAAUCUAAAGAAAGUCUCGAAAAGACUGAGAAAGGCCAAAAAGACGAAGAGGAAGCCGUGAGUGGAGCUGUGAUUCAAGGAGACGAAAUGAAGGCAGAAGAAUCCGGCCCCAACUUUACCUCCUUCAGGAAUAUGAAGGCUAAAAACUACAGGAAGCGCUCAAGACGUGAGGACAACUGACUACAGCACAACUCCUCUUUACCAUCAGCAGGGCUCAUCUCAACGUCACGUUGUCCAGCCACACACAUGAACUGAAACCUGCUUACACUGAGCCCACUGUAGUGGCUUCACCCACACGCACGCGUUCUGUUUCACCUGAAAGCCAACCCAGCAGGGACAUCCCAGAGUCCUUUUAGCAGCACUUCACUGCUGCUUUCCACUGUUUGUUAUGGAGUUUUUAGUUCUGCUUGUAUUUUGUAUUCUGGAAUAAUCUGUCUUCAAUCAAUUAUUGAUCACAGACUUCAAAUCAUUUUUGGGCUGUAUAUUAUAAAAAAUGCAUAAUUGAAAGUGAAACAUUCAAUUAUGCAUUUAGUAAUAAUGAAUACUACCAUUGUAUUAAAAAACUUUUGAAAUCAAUACCAGUACACAGAUGUGUAACCAGCUGUUAAUUCAAAUUCAGGCCUUAUUUUUGCAGUAAGUGCCAGUUUGAAAAGUCUGCUUUUAACUGAGUUUUUCUCAGUUUAUAAACAAAUUCAUGUAAAAAAAACAAAACAAAAAAACAUCACAACUGCAACCAGAGAUGCAAAAAUGUUUGCAUGAGUCUGUUUUCACCCAUUUGCAUUGUUUCAUGCGACUGCCCUUCUUUUGGAAUGAAAUUAAACGAAGUCUUCUGA